Molecule: messenger RNA, 3693 nt
Organism: Schistocerca cancellata (South American locust)
Lineage: Eukaryota; Metazoa; Arthropoda; Insecta; Orthoptera; Acrididae
Gene: G6P
Product: glucose-6-phosphatase catalytic subunit 1
Exons: 7
Coding region: 120-1118 (332 amino acids)
Biological process (GO): gluconeogenesis; glucose 6-phosphate metabolic process
Cellular component (GO): membrane
Molecular function (GO): glucose-6-phosphatase activity
Source: RefSeq, a predicted model, not a curated record
GAAAAGUUGUGUGUCGUCUGAAGUGAGCGAUGUAUGUUUGUUUUUACUGUCAGUACGAUUUGAUGUGUUGACAAGUUGUUUUAAAUUUGCGUAAUUUUUCUGUGUCGUCACAGUAAAACAUGUUGCACGGACUUUACGAGGUCGGAGCAUCAUAUAUUUUGAGCUUACAAAAUGGGUUGAAGCCACUGGAAAACAUAUUACUGAAAAUUUCAUCAGCAUCCGAUCCAGCAACAGUUGUAUCAACUGUUUUCCCCCUUGUUGUUGCAUUUGACCCACAACUAUCGGCUGAAGUGCUAAUUGUGUCAACAACUGCAGAAUGGUUAAAUACCCUGUUAAAGUGGCUGUUUAUGGAGCAUCGCCCAUAUUGGUGGGUGCGGGAACAGCAGUCGCACAUAAUGCUACAACAAACACACAUGACAUGCGAAACUGGCCCAGGUUCCCCAUCAGGACAUGUCAUGGGCACUACAGCUGUGCUGUAUAUCUUCCUGUGUUGGUUUAUUAAUACUGUACUGUUGCCAAGUACAGGAAAAAGUGCUGUAAGGAAAAUGCUGCUGAUAAUUCUCUCAUUGACUGCCUUUAUGGGGACUGUUGCAUUGGUUGCAGUAUCAAGAAUGUACAUAGCUGCUCAUUUUCCACACCAGUGUAUUCUAGGCUUUAUAUGUGGUGUAGCUGUUAGUUGGCUGGUAAAAAAACUGAAUUGGUGGAGGACAGCAGGCAGGCUUAAAUUAACGAUUGCUGCUGCUUGUCUUACGGCAGUUUCUGUUGUUUCUUAUUGGCUACAGAAAAUUGCAGGUGUGGACCCUCAAUGGUCUGUUUAUCUUGCUCUGAAGUGGUGCUUCCAAGAGGAAAAUGUUAACAUAACAACCACACCUCUAUUUUCUCUUGUCAGAGUGGCUGGCACUACAUUUGGGGUAGCUCUAUCUGCACCAGUUUUGAGAUUAAGGAAGAGCCAAAGACCAGUGAAAGCAUUUCUGGCAUCAUAUGUUGCUGCUCUGUUGAUUGCAGGUGCCUCUGAAACUGUUACAACAUCUAAUGUGUUUAUAUUUUACCCACUACAGUUUCUUCUGUUUACGCUUCAACCAUGGUUGCUGUUUAAAAUAAUACCGGAGGUGAUGUGAAGUUGAAGCUUUGGUUAUUGUUGCUGUUGCUUAUAUGAAGUAACCUAAUGUGUUGAAACAACUGAAAAUCAUUUGGAUUGCUGAGAUGCAGAAAUACCAUGAAGAUUGUUAGAGACUGCUUCCAUAUACGUAUUUGUUUCCAAGACAAAGGCAUAUUAGUUUAUGUCAGCAUGUUGUAUAAAUGUGUGCCUCAGAAUUCAUUCAAUUGUUGUAUUUGCUGUUCGUGUAUUUAUAGUGUAUUGCAUGUGUAUAAAUAUAAUAUAGAAUAAUUUCAAGUUACAUAAUAUUGAAAGUUGAAACAUGCACUUAUUGUAUGCACUAAAUCCACAGAGUGCAAUCAUCGCAUAAUUAUGAUCAUUAAUUUGUGAAUUUUUUGCAUUAGUUGUACAUUUUUGGUAAUAUUGUUUCUGUUUGAUUUUGCCAUAAGGUGUGGUUGAUCUAUGUGACUUAAUGUGUGAAAAAUAUGUGCUACUUAUCAGAUGAUAAUGUGACUUCGGGGAAAAACUCGUGUCAAAUUUUUGAGUUGAAAUGUUUUAUUCUGUGAUGUAGUUGUCAGAUCUUAUAAUUGUAAAGUCAAGGUUUAAAACUGUUUAAUGUGUCUUGUUUCAUCCUUCAGUGACUAUUCUGCUGAAAUUUUAUCACUCAUGAUAUCUUGGUACUUAACCUCAAAUUUUCUGUGUAGAGUGACUUGAUUGGAGACAUGAUAUACAGUUUCAAUACGAUGAACCAAACAGAUCACUGUUUCAUUUGUCAACCUGCUUCUGUGUGUGUGUGUGUGUGUGUGUGUGUGUGUGUGUGUGUGUGUGUGUGUGUGUGUGUGUGUGUGUGUGUUUCUUUCCAUUUUUACCUGAUAUCUCCCCAUGUGAAAUUAUAAACACUACUAAAUGUAACCAGUCAUUUAUUAUAACUAAAAACAGAACCCUAUAGUAAAUUCAGAAUAAAAAAUACAGUAAUUGGGUUACUUUGUGUGGCUGAUUGUAUCUGUGUAGUGCAUAAAGAGUCAAAUGUAAAUAUGUAGCCUUUAUUGUCAGUAAUUUAUCUAUUUACUUCUUCCAGCACACAUUGUGGUAUAGACCAGAACCCUUGUCCCAGGUAUCUGUUUUACAGUAAUUUUGCACUUGAACAGCUUUACCUGUGUGCAUGAUCAGUAUUCUUGGGAUAAAAUAUUCAGGGUAUUCAGAAAUUCCCAUUACAGACUUCUAGGACUUAUAGAGAGAAUGAGUACCUAACAUUUCGAAUAAGAACCCAUGUGUGGACAUGUCAUCCAGCCAUCCUACAGAACAUCAAAGUUAUAGGCACCAGCACCUGUAAAUGUAUAUAUAUACAGAAUGAUUCUGUGAUGAUGUUACAAACUUUAUAGGAUGACAGAGAAGGAUAAAUGUGUUGAGGUAUUGGUCCCUGUAUCAGAAACAAAUUAGUCGAAAGUUACAAGCGAAAACCGUUCUGAUACCUCUGACAGUGGAAUACGUGUACUGGUACUGUUGUCAAGAUUGUAGUGUAGGCAACUUUCAGAGGUGGUAUUGUGGACUAAAACAGGAAAAAAGCCUUUAAACAUCAGCCUUAAGAGCUAUGAGCACUCAUUCAAUAGAGGAAAUGUGUUUCACACUAGCUAAGAUGAACAAGUGCUCGUAGCUCCUAAGGUAUGCAUUUAGAGCCCAUGUCUACUGGACAUUUUUUAUUUCUUUUGGUCCAUACUACCACCUCUGAAAGUUGUCUAUCCUACAAUCUUAGCAGCAACAGUACCAGUACAUGUAUUCCACUGUCAGAGGUAGCAGAAUGGUUUUUGCUUAUGAUUUUUGACUUCUUUGUUUCCGGUACUGGCGCCGUGACCUCAAACUGAUACAUUUAUCUUUCUCUGUCAUCCUGGAAAGUUUGUAACAUCGUCAUGGAAUCAUCCUGUAUAUACAUACAUUUUUAGGCACCAGCACCUAUAAUUUUGAUGCUCUGUAGCAUCAUUAGUUGAUGUUUCUGGGCACAAGCUCCUGUUCAGGAUAUCAUGUACUCACUCUCCUCUACAAGUCUUAGAGGUUUGUACUGGGAAUUUCAGAACACCCAUUAUAAUGGGAAAUAGUUCAAAACCCAAGUAUAAAUUCUAACUAAAGAUCCUAAUCAGCCACAGCAAACUACACAUGCUACUACAUAGUUAACAAAUGCAUAUGCACAAGUCAAUUAAGUACACUGAAAUUUGCUGCUACCCCCAUAUGCUAAAAGUCUACAAAACAACCCGAGUGUACACUUCGUCCAUUCAGGUGGUAUUUUACACAAAGCAUCAUCUACAAAACACACAAAAAACUCAUCACAUCAUAUUGGUUUAGAGGUGCAAGUGUACCACUACUACCACUGAACAAAUAUUGAUCAUGAACUGAACUAGCAUGCACAGAUGUACUGGGUAUUGUCUGCUGUAGUAGUGUCUCAUCAGGUGUUUCUGAAUCGAAGUCACUUUCACUAGCCUCAACAUCCAUAUUGUGAAACCUUUCAGAACUGUCACUGAAAUUAUCAUCACUUUCUAAAACUAGCUGCUCUAUCUCCAAAUUUGAUAACUUCUUUUCACCAUUGCAAAAAAAAAAAAAAAAAA